Messenger RNA from Gregarina niphandrodes, 1032 nucleotides. Its product is annotated as peptidase family C54 protein. Gene Ontology annotation, molecular function: protein-phosphatidylethanolamide deconjugating activity. Lineage: Eukaryota; Apicomplexa; Conoidasida; Eugregarinorida; Gregarinidae. The transcript has a single exon. The coding region runs from base 1 to 1032 and encodes 343 amino acids. The record is from RefSeq and is a predicted model, not a curated record.
AUGUUAAGAAUCCUAUGUUAUGGUGCUCGGGAAAAUGCGCUCAAGUGUCUAGUUGGUGGUAGCGACCUGUCGGUUCGAGAGGUCAACACUGCUAAUGGUCAGGAGUGCAUGAGAAACGCAUUAGGACCGCCAAUGAAGAAAGAUGCGGGGCUUCAAACACACAUUGGUCAUCUGGGACUUGGCUCGGUUCUCGAACAGGUGGGGCUCAAGGGCAAUGAAUUGGGGCGGCCUGCAACCGCGGACAGCGCUUCCUGGCGACGUCGCCGAACAUAUGAAGCGAUUUCAACACUAUGCACGAUCAUGAGUUACUUUUGCGAUACUAAGGACUCAAUGUUCGGAAUACACGAAAUCACUACCAAAGGUGAACUGUACUUGAAUAAACGGCCCUCGGAAUGGUACGGUCCUACGAGUUGUGCGCAACUCUUUAAUAUACUCAUCAAUGAAAAAAGUUUGAUAUUUGAUACUCCCAUUUAUUCACUACACUUUGAAGACGCCUGCAUCGUCAACGAGAGGGUUUAUCAGGUGCUCGAACCAGCUCCUCAACGUGCGGGUCCUGGUGUGCUGAUUAUUUAUGUGUCCUUGAAGCUAGGCUUAUCCGAAAUAGACUUGGUGAGGUAUAAGGACUUUCUAAUGUCUCUCUUUCGAAUGGAUAGUUUUUGUGGACUCUGUGGAGGCAACUCCACUACCUCUGCGUAUUAUUUCAUUGCCUGUAAUGAACGAUACCUGUAUUAUAUUGAUCCACACACACGUGUGCAAUCGGCGCUCUAUAACAUUCAGCCUUACGAUACUUCUACAAUUCAAAUAAAUGACCAGCUAGUGGACAUUAACAACCUCCAGGGCUCCAUCCUGCCGGACUGUCCACGACAACUCCCCUGGGAACAACUAAAUCCGUCCAUGACCGCAAUAUUGCUUUGCCACGUAACUCCCACUAUCCCGGACAUCAUCCUCCACUUUUCCCCAAAGCCUCCCCCCCUCCCCCCCAUCAUCACUUGGCUGCAUCCUCACUUGGCUACAUCGAUUAAAGCCUAUUAA